Anopheles nili is the source of this 714-nucleotide messenger RNA. RefSeq lists its product as uncharacterized. Gene Ontology annotation, biological process: positive regulation of voltage-gated potassium channel activity; sleep; regulation of synaptic transmission, cholinergic. Bases 1 to 714 code for a protein of 237 amino acids. Lineage: Eukaryota; Metazoa; Arthropoda; Insecta; Diptera; Culicidae. The transcript is spliced from 5 exons. The record is from RefSeq and is a predicted model, not a curated record.
AUGUGCGAUGCCGGCGGAGACAGUGAAAAAGUGAAAGCGCACAUGGGUGGAGUGAGCGAAAAAAUCUGGUUAGACGAGGGCUUAGCCGAGCAGCGCUUCAGGUCCCCGUGCUCGGGAGUGGCCUGGCACGUGGCGAGACGAGUAAACAUGGCGGCCAUAUUGAAACAUAUCAGCGGCAACACCUUGGCGCAGCUCGCAGCCCUUAUCGCGCUGCUGGUGCUGAUGGUUGGGCCGGUUCCGUCGGUGUUCGGUAUCGAUUGCUUUAAGUGCGUUUCGAUGAACGGUGCCAACAAGGCGUGCGAUGAUCCCUUCCACAACAACUACUCGGCGGCCAUCCUGGAGUCACCGUGCAUGGGUGGCCGAAAGGGCCGGGACGGGUUGUUUCCGGCCACGUCGUGCAUCAAAAUUGCUGGUUAUUACGAUGACACCGGCGAAACUAUUACGGUUCGUGGAUGCGCCCUGGACAGUGGCACCCUGACGACGGAUACCGAAAUAAUUCGAAUGUCCCAUUGCGGACGUUUCUACUACGAUGAUAGAUACGUGCACGGAUGUCUGCAAAGCUGCAACGAUGCGGAUGCGUGCAACGAUGCACCGAAGAGUGGCCCCACGGCAAUCCUUUGGCUGGUUCUGCUGGUCGUCGCUGCCGGAUCGCUGCUAAGGCCCAACCUCACGUUACAUCCGUCCGGUCGACUGGGACGCGUCAACGGAAGCUAA